AUGAUUACUCCUAUCAGCUUGUACCCACCUCAGCCGAAUACCACACGUGCUGCAAGCACCUUCAUUUCUUACGAUUUCAACAAUGAUAGGAUUGCAUACGCGUCUGGAAGAUCCAUCAUCGUUCGCUCAUUAAGCGAAGAAAUUGCUCCUAUCCAAUUCACUAAGCAUACAUAUCCAACUACUGUGGCCACAUUUAGCCCUUCAGGCAACUAUAUUGCUUCUGGAGAUGAGUCAGGCAAUGUGAAAAUCUGGGAUUCCUCUGUCUUUGGCAAAGAAGGCGGUCUGUUUGAGCAGCCCGUAGUCAAGGCUGAGUAUCAGAUUCUCAGUGGCCCAAUUAAGUCCAUUGCGUGGGACGGAGACAAUCAAAGAGUUAUUGCUGUCGGACAAGGUAAAGAUCAGUUUGGGCAUUGCUUCACGUGGGACUCUGGUAACUCUGUAGGCGAGAUCCAAGGCCAUGCGGAAACCAUCAAUGCGGUCGACAUCAAAAAGCAAAGGCCCUACAGGGCUGCCACCGUAAGUGAUGAUAAAGCGUUGGUUUUCUUCAAUGGUCCUCCUUUUAAGUUUGAUAAGAGUUGUCGUUGUAAUCACAGCAACACCAUCAGAGAUGUCAAGUUCAGCCCCGAUGGUCAAUGGCUAGUAAGUGUGGGCUCAGACAGAACAAUUGUGCUCUACGAUGGAAAGACUGGAGAAGUCAAAAAGACCUUGCCACAGGCUCAUGAAGGUGGAAUUUUUGGGAUCUCUUGGUUUGCAAAUUCAUCUGGUUUUGUUACUGCUUCCGCUGAUAACACUCUCAAGUGUUGGAGUCCCGAGCUCGAGCAUAAGAACACUUACACAAUUGAGUCUCCCUCAACUGUUUCCAACCAGCAAGUUGGUGUUGUAGUGACGAAGGAUUAUGUUGUUUCCCUCUCUUUGAACGGAAACUUGAACUUCUUUGCUCACACUGGAGGGUCUCCUCAGAAAGUUUGGUACGGUCACCAAAAGCUGUUGUCAGCCGUUUCCGCUGAUGGCAAAUUUGUGUACACAGGCGACGCUGAUGGUUUGCUAGUCAAAUGGAAGAUUGAUGGUGCCAAAUUGGAAAUCGUUCCCGAAUUACUUGGAUCUAGAGCGGACCAGCAUACAAACUUCAUCGCAACUAUCACGAAAAGCAACAGCGACAUUGUUUCCGCAGGGUGGGACGAUAAACUCAAACUUUGGAAAAGUGACGGGACGGUCAUUCAAGCUGCCCAGAUAGAUUCGCAGCCUAAGCAAGUUGCUUCGUACGGCGAUAGGUUGUUCGUGAUCCAGGAGGGACAAUUACUGGUUUAUGAUGCUAGCAGUCUCGAAGUUCUUGCGAAAACAUCCCUCAAUUUCAAGGCCACCUACGUGGAUGCAAUCUCCGAAAGUUCUGUGCUUAUCGCAAAUCAGACUGCCAACAGGGUGGAGGAGUUCAGUGUGGGAACGUCUUGCAAACUUGAACGUUCAUACCAGGCGUUGAGAUCACCACCUUCGUUGAUCAAGGUCUCUCCUGAUGGGAAGUACGCCGCAGUUGCUGACAGCAUGGGCAAGUACACAUUGUACAACACUAGCGACAGUUCUGUGGUAACUACGAGGUGGGCAUUCCACAACAGCCGUGUUGAGGAUGCGGAAUGGUCCGAGGACUCUCACUUUUUGCUUAGCGGCGGCCUAGAUAGCAGUAUCUUUGUCUACUCGGUGGCCCGUCCCAUGAAAGUGUUGAAGUAUCAAUUGGCGCACCAAAACGGUGUUUCAGGUGUCAAGUGGUUAAAAUACGACAAAAACAUUGGUAGCUUUGUAUCUACUGGAAAUGACGGUGUGGUGAAGGCGUGGUCGGUCGACUUUGCCGCAUACAAGUAA
Molecule: messenger RNA, 1851 nt
Organism: Candidozyma auris
Lineage: Eukaryota; Fungi; Ascomycota; Pichiomycetes; Serinales; Metschnikowiaceae
Exons: 1
Coding region: 1-1851 (616 amino acids)
Biological process (GO): actin filament depolymerization; positive regulation of actin filament depolymerization
Cellular component (GO): cortical actin cytoskeleton
Molecular function (GO): actin filament binding
Source: RefSeq, a predicted model, not a curated record